This is a messenger RNA of Papaver somniferum (opium poppy), 933 nucleotides long. RefSeq names its product cysteine-rich and transmembrane domain-containing protein WIH2-like. Lineage: Eukaryota; Viridiplantae; Streptophyta; Magnoliopsida; Ranunculales; Papaveraceae. The transcript has 4 exons. The coding region runs from base 173 to 514 and encodes 113 amino acids. The record is from RefSeq and is a predicted model, not a curated record.
UCGAAAACCAUAUCCCAUCAACACAACAGAACCUUUUACGCUCAUCAAAUAAAAGUCAAUUAAAAUAAAAAGACCUCAAAACCUCACAUUACUAACCGAAGACUCUUUAUACUUUGUGAUCAUCAACAACAACCAAUUUGCCUCUGCGUAAUUUCCUUAAUCAAAGAUCAGGAUGAGUUAUGUUCAUGGACAUAGUCAUGAACAAGACCCUUACCCACCACCUGGGUAUGGUUCAGGUUAUCCACCUCCAGGGUAUCCACAAGGACCACCACCACCUGGAUAUGGGUAUCCACCACCGCCUCCAAAUCCUGGACAUCAUCAAGGAUAUCCACCAAAUCCUGGUUAUCAAGGUUACUUCAAUAAUGAUGGGUAUCCACCACCACCACAACAACCACAAUACCAAGGUUACCAAUAUCAUCACCACCAUCAAAGUGAUGAUGGAUGUUCAUCUUUUUUCAGAGGAUGCUUGGCUGCACUUUGUUGCUGUUGUUUGUUGGAUGAAUGCUGUUUCUAGGUCGGUUGUCUGGCUAUAUUUACGAAUUUUGGCUGCACUUUGUUGCUGUUGUGUGUUGGAGGAGUGCUGCUGCUGUUUCUAGGUUGGUGGUCUGGCUACACCGUAGGCGCCUAAUCUGAUCUGCUGGAUGUUUAUAUAUGCUUUUAUCUAUUUAAACUCUUUUGAAAUCCUAAAUAGUAAAUCCUGUCUUGAUAGUUGUAUGCAAUCUACAGAAUUAUUAUGGUACAGAGAGAAUCUAUAAUUGUUAUGUUAUUGUGGUUUCAGUGUCUUCUAGGUUAUGUUUGUCUUCUCCGUUUAUGUACAUUCUCGGUCUAUUAUCCAAGCCUUGCGGGUUAUGAGCCUUGGAUUGUUAAAACAGCGCUGUUAAUUCUUGAAAUUCCAUCUGCGAUGUACUGAAAUGAGGUUUCUCAAAGAUUAUU